Aphanomyces astaci is the source of this 1544-nucleotide messenger RNA. RefSeq names its product 4-hydroxyphenylpyruvate dioxygenase. Gene Ontology annotation, molecular function: 4-hydroxyphenylpyruvate dioxygenase activity. The record is from RefSeq and is a predicted model, not a curated record. The coding region runs from base 74 to 1501 and encodes 475 amino acids. Gene Ontology annotation, biological process: L-tyrosine catabolic process. NCBI's taxonomy places the organism in Eukaryota, Oomycota, Saprolegniomycetes, Saprolegniales, Verrucalvaceae. The transcript has a single exon.
CAUCGACAAACGUCGUUGUGAGCGGGGGUUGUCAAUAGAAUAUCCUCACGAGUGUCACUUUCCAAUUGCCAACAUGCCAGGAACCACCACCAAGAAGCCCGUGAGCCCGUCGAAAAAGACAGCCACGAGUCCCAAGGCUGCCAGCCCCAGCAAGAAACCUGCCAGCCCAAACAAAAAAAGCGCAGCCAGUCCUAAAGGCGCUGCCCCCGCCAAGCGCGCGGCGGCCACAAGUCCUCACAAGGGUGACAGCAGCCCCAAGAAGAAGAUGAAGUUGGUCGGGUACGAGAACUUUGUGCGGCACAACCCCAAGACGGACCGCUUCACCAUGCACAAGUUCCACCACAUCGAGUUUUACACGCAAGAUGCGACCAACGUAUCCAAGCGAUUUGGGUGGGCGGCGGGUUUGAAGCUGGUUGCCAAGUCGGACCAGAGCACGGGCAACCACGCGUACGCGAGUUACGUCCUCCAGUCGGGUGACCUCAAGAUCGCCAUCACGGCGCCGUACUCGCGCAAGAACCAGAAGGACGGCGGCCACGUCCCUCCCCACCCCGGCUUCAACGUCGACUACGCCCAUGAAUUCUGCAACAAGCACGGGUUGGCGGUGCGCGCCAUGGCCAUCUCCGUGGACGAUGCGGCGCUGGCGUACGAACUCUCAACCAAGCACGGCGCAGUGGGGGUGUGCCCCCCCAAGACGAUCAAGGACGCCGCGACCCACACGACCCAAGUCAUUUCGAGCGUCAAGUUGUACGGAGACGUCGUGUUGCGCUUCGUGUCGGGCGACUACAAGGGCCGGUUCCAGCCCGGCUACCACGACGUUGAAGGGCCGGACGUGGGCAUCGGCCUCGACCGACUGGACCAUGCGGUGGGGAACGUGCCUAACUUGAUUGAGGCUGUGCAGUACGCUUGCGGGUUCACGGGGUGGCACGAGUACGCCGAGUUUACGGCAGAAGAUGUCGGCACGGUCGACUCGGGACUUAACUCGAUGGUGCUGGCCAACAACAAUGAAAUGAUCUUGUUGCCUAUGAAUGAGCCUACGUUUGGCACCAAGCGCAAGUCGCAGAUCCAGACGUUCUUGGAGCAAAACGAAGGCGCGGGGCUCCAGCACAUGGCGCUCAAGACCAACGACAUCUUCCACACGCUGGCCGAGAUGCGCAAGCGUACGCACUUGGGCGGGUUUGACUUUAUGCCCAAGCCGUCCGCCGCGUACUACAAGAACCUCCCGGCGAAGAUUGGCGACGUGUUCACGGCGGCGCAGUACGAGAAGAUCGAGCAGCUCGGUCUAUUGGUUGACAAGGACGACCAAGGCAUUUUGCUGCAGAUCUUCACCAAGCCAUUGGGCGACCGCCCCACGUGCUUUUUUGAAAUCAUCGAACGAGUCGGAUGCAUGGAAGAGAUCGGCGGGCGCUUGGAACAAGCCGCGGGCUGCGGCGGGUUUGGCAAGGGCAACUUCUCGGAACUGUUCAAGUCCAUUGAAGACUACGAGCGUAGCUUGGACGUGUGAUUUGAUCAACCAACAACGAAAUACAUAAAUGAUUUUUCACUGC